AUGUCUAACUCCAAGAAGAACCUGACUAUACCAGCAGAAGUUGCUGCUACCGCUGAUGGAGACCAUCUACGGCGGCUGGAUGCAGUGUGCCGUUUCUGUUUCACUCGUCUGGUUUUACCCAAGAGGGGAACAGUGGCCAACGCUCCAACCCAAGAAGUUUGCGAACGAGCUCUGAAAUUCUACCAAGUUGACUUCCAUGCAGAGAUAGCCAACCUCAGGCUACCCAAGGUGCUCUGUAAUGCUUGCCGUACUCGCCUGGCUAAGAUGAAGUCUGGUGAAAUAAACGUGGACGAAUGGAAUGCUCAGAAACGCCACUACUAUGAUGCUCUAUUCGUGAACCACGACCCGGUAUCAACUCGGCAAACGGCAGUAUGCUCCGAGGCCGAUCGCUGCAGAGUAUGCCUCAUUGCUACCGAGCGUGUUCCCAACUUCGUGAAGAAGGCACAAUCCAAUGCUCCAAAGCCCGGGAGGCCAUCGAAAAGAUCUCCUAUUAGAGGACUCUGCUCGCGAUGCGGGGACCCUCUAGACGAGCACGAUGACCGCCGUUGUGCAAGCUCAGCGAAGCGUCCACGCAGAGCUGGGGAGAAGUUCGCCGAGAGGGUUUGUGCUAGGGGCCACACUGAUAAGCUGGUGGCUCAGAGGCUUGAAGAGCGUUUCAAGGAAUCCAGUGCGAGUGGCUCUGAAACUCCUAUGCCCUCUGGAGCAAGCCUGGAUUCUCACCAUUACCUCGGGGUGUCGUCUUUCUCUUAUGAAGGAGAGGAUGAUGCUGUCGAGCUGAGCAGGGAAUCAGCACGGGAUCUACUGCGUCUGGGACAAUUGGGACUCGGAAUGCGUAGCGCUAGGGAGCUUUGCAAGAUCCUAAGACGAAGUGGGGUGUAUUUCCCGGAGGGCGGGUUAAAAAGAGCCUUGGAGGAAAAAUGGGAAGUCUUUGGGCCUCUAUUUCGGUCUGAAGUUCUUCCGCUACAAGUGGAUCGUCGCUCUGAGCCUACAUCUACGCCUUUCGCCUUCUGCACCGACAUUAAUGCUUUGCUCAAUAUCGUUACUGCUGACGAAGCGAAUCGUAUCACACGUUUGAAGCUCCAGUUUGAUGGGGGACAACAAUUUUUGAAGCUUUCUGUCAACAUCGUCACUAUGAAGGAGGGGUCCCUGUAUGUUCCAUGUCCUAACAGUGUGCUCAAGAACUUCGUAGUCGGGAUGGGUCAAGCAAGCGAGACGCGGCAGAAUCUCGAACAGGUGUUUGGCUACUCUUCUGUGAAGGCAUUGUUCGACCUGGAUAUACCGAAGCAGGUGGCUUGUGACCUGAAGGUGUCGGCUAUGAUGGUGGGCAUUCAAAUGGCAUCAUGCAAAUAUCCGUGCCCCUUUUGCCUAUAUCGUAAGGGAGACUCUGAGGGAUCAGCACCGGCACGAACAUGGCAGCAGCACAUCAAGGACCUCGAAAGCGAGGCCCAUAGUGUUGUGGCGCGUCCUGUGGUUCAAUGGGUGAACUCGCCACUCGAGUUCAUAUCCCUCUCACCACUGCAUCUCCUGCUUGGUAUCGUGAACAAACUGUACGAUAAGGCCCGUCCCGCGGAGACCAGUGGGGCUCCUCACUCUCUCUAUCCUCGUCACUGCAGAGCGUUGGUCAAGUACAAUAUUAGGCGGUCAGUCUACUUCGAUGGAGCCUUUGAGGGGAACGGUUGUUCUCGUUUCCUCGACGAGGUGGCGGUUGAUCAUAUCCCUUUCGAGCAGCGAGCAACUCCGUUCGUAAUGGCCCUCAAGGCCUUCAAGGUGGUGAAGGACAAAUGCCUCGGUCUUGUGAGGAAAGAAGGAUGGAGAGAAGCAAUUUCAUCAUUCCAGUCCGCAUGGCAAGCGACGGACAUGCCAUACACUCUCAAAGUACAUGUCCUAUGCAACCAUGUCGAGGAGUACUUUAAAUACUUCGAACCUGUUCCAGAUGCUGGCCUCGGAUUGUCAUCCGAACAAUCCGGCGAAUCACUCCAUGCUCGACUACAACGAGUAUGGAAUCUGAGAUUCAAAGUGAACCCGGAAAAUGAGGCCUUCUCUGAACGGCUUGUGGAUUGCAUGGUUUCCUAUAACUGGAACCUACAGUGGGACGGGGCUACGAGAGCGCUGACAGAGAAGAAAGACUCGAGCAGCUGUCAUGAAACAGCUUCUAGCAGCUCUCCUAGUAGAGGCUCCCGUUCUUCUCAGAUCACAGUCGAGUGGGACUCCGCGUCCUCCGUUGAGGACAGUGAUGAUGCUGAUUCUCAGGAAUCAUCUUCGGUUUCUCUUGAUUGA
Molecule: messenger RNA, 2277 nt
Organism: Perkinsus marinus ATCC 50983
Lineage: Eukaryota; Perkinsozoa; Perkinsida; Perkinsidae
Exons: 1
Coding region: 1-2277 (758 amino acids)
Source: RefSeq, a predicted model, not a curated record